AUGAGUAGUUCAACUACACCAUUUUGUGGUGACGAAGGGUUCUCAGUAUGGCAUAAUGGAGAUUUCAAUAUUUGUUUUGAAGAUACAGUUCUAAUGCUGAUACCAGCAUUGUUUAUAUUGGUGUUUGGAGGUGUCCAGCUUUGGAAGCUGGCGCUCAAGCCAAACCUGACAAACUACCAGCAGAUGUACGGAGAGUUCCGUACUUGGAAGCGUUCUUUACAGUUGGAGAUUAUAGUUUCAUUGUUACUCGUAGCAUGGAAACUGUUAUUUAUGGUCGUUGAAAUAUCGAUCGUUCGUGCUCCAUACAAAUGGGUGUACACCAUCAUCACACUCUUGCAGUGGGCAUUCAGUGCAUACCUCGUUUUCACAGAGCUCAAAAAAGGUGUAUCUCGGUCAUGGAAAAUCAGAGUAUUUUGGAUCGUUGCCUUUUUAGUUGCCACCAUUAAAAUGCGUACUCUUACACUUGUUACCGGUGUUUUGUUCUACGAAAACAAUUUCUCAUAUUCAAGAUUGACACCGUUGCAGGGAGAAAAGAAUGCAAAUCUUUUCUCUAGAAUCACAUUCUGGUGGAUCAAUCCAGUUCUUAGAAAGGGAUAUAAAGAUCCGUUGGAUAUGAAGGAUGUGCCAUCGCUCACCGAGAUCGAUUGGGCACACAAUCUCUCUGAGAAGUUCGAAGCCGCUUGGGAAUACCAAUUGACUCAACCGAAACCAUCGUUGAUCAAAGCACUCUCCAAGGCAUUCGGUCCACAUUUCUAUGUGGCCGCUUUCUUUAAGAUCGUGCAAGAUUCACUGUUGUUUGUCGGUCCUCUCCUGUUGAAACAAGUGUUGACAUUCGUCAAGAGUGACAGCGACACUCGUGAUACCUACAACGGUAUGCUCUUUGUUCUCUUUUACUUUUUGACACCGGUCAUCCAGUCGCUCACACUUCACCAGUACUUCCAUCGUUGUUACCGUGUCGGAAUGUGGUUGCGUUCUGCCGUUGUAACUGCAGUCUACAAGAAGGCGUUGCGUAUCAGUUUGCGUGAGGGUACAACCGUCGGUGAGAUUGUCAAUCUCAUGUCGGUGGACGCACAACGUUUCAUGGAUCUCUGUCCAUAUCUUCAUAUGAUCUGGUCGGCUUUCUUCCAGAUUGCAGUUGCCAUCUUCCUUUUGUAUCGUGAGAUCAAUGUAGGUAUUUUCGCUGGUUUGGCAGUGUUGAUUUUGAUUAUUCCUCUGAAUUUGGCCGUUUCCAACAUGGCCAAGAAGAGAACUGGUAUGGCCAUGAAGCUAAAGGACAAGAGAAUCAAGGCUGUCAAUGAAGUACUCAAUGGUAUCAAGGUAAUCAAGCUUUACUCUUGGGAGCAAUCAUUCAUGGAUCAUGUCAACGAGAUCAGAAACAACGAGUUGGGUAUCAUGACUGUGAUCAAGUACAUUCAAGGUUUCUCGCUUUUGCUCUGGUCGAUGAGUCCAAUCUUUGUGUCCGUUACAUCGUUCGGUGUGUUCAUUGCACUCAAUGGUAAGCUCACUGCUUCCAUUGCAUUCCCAGCACUCUCUUUGUUCAACGUCAUGCAAUUCCCAAUCAAUAUGUUACCAAUGGUAGUCAGCAACAUUAUUGAAGCAAGUGUUAGUGUUACCCGUCUUCAAAACUUCCUUCUCAAGAAGGAUCUCGAUCCAAAUGUUGUAAAGCACGAUAUAAGAGAGCCAGACGUAGCCAUCAAGAUUGAAAAUGCCACCAUGGAGUGGGAGACCGGAAGAGAAACCCUCAAAAACAUCAAUCUCACCGUUAAGAAGGGAGAGUUGGUAGCAGUCGUCGGUCACGUCGGUAGUGGAAAGUCAUCGUUGGUCAGCUCAUUGGUAGGAGAUCUCGAUAAUCCACAAGGUUACAUUGGUAUCAAUGGAUCGAUUGCAUUGGUUGCCCAACAAGCUUGGAUCCAAAACGCUACACUCAAAAACAACAUUAUUUUCACCUCUGAACUAGACGAAGACAAAUACCAACGUGUCAUUGACAGUUGUAAUCUCAUUCCAGAUAUAAAGAUUCUUCCAGGUGGAGAUCAAACUGAAAUCGGUGAAAAAGGUAUAAAUUUAUCUGGUGGUCAAAAACAAAGAGUUAGUAUUGCAAGAGCUGUUUAUCAUAAUGCAGAUAUUUAUUUAUUUGAUGAUCCAUUGUCGGCAGUCGAUGCGCAUGUCGGAAAAGCAAUCUUCCAAAAUGUAAUUGGUAAGGGUGGAUUCUUAGCCGAUAAGACCAGAUUACUUGUUACACAUGGUGUACACUAUUUACCAUUUGUCGAUAGAAUCGUUAUGAUGAAAGAUGGUAGAAUCGCUGAGGAAGGUACCUACGAAUACUUGAUGAGUAUCGAUGGACAAUUCUCAAAUUUGAUGAAACAUCACGACAAUGCAAAGAAAGAAGAUGAACAAUCCGAAGAAUCAGAAGCCAACGAAGAGGAAGCUGAGAAUGUUGAUGAGAUUAUCGAGGAGGUUAUCGAAGAGAAGGAACACUCUGAUUUGGAAGAUAUUCCAAUCAGUGAGGAUCAAGGUUCAUCCGCUGACAAUGAAAACGAUCGUCAACGUUUGAUCACCUCAACUUCAUCGACAUCAUCAACCAACAUUCGUAGUAGCUCAGGCAAGAAGAUAAGAAAGUCAAGCAAUUCAAUUAGAGCCAGUAACUCAAAGGUUGCUACAUCGGCCAAGGAGGUGGAACCAAAGAACAACACCACUCAAGACAAAGACAAGCUGAUCGCUGCCGAGACUCGUCAAGAAGGAAAGAUCUCAAUGAAGGUAUAUUUAUCAUACUUUAGAGCAAUCGGUUGGGUAUUGUCCGGUUUCAUUUUGGUGAUCUACGUCAUUGUUCAAGCUCUCAGUAUUUUAGCAAAUUGGUGGCUUUCUCAGUGGACCAAUUCCGACUCAGACGAUGGUAGAUACUAUCUCUACAUUUACAUUGGUUUGUCCAUGGGUGCCGUCGUUGCAACUUUCUUCCGUUCCUACAGUAUGGUUUUCGCUUCGAUCAAGGGUUCCAAGAUGUUCCACGAAAAGAUGUUCAACGCUGUCAUUCGUUCACCAAUGUCAUUCUUUGACACCACUCCCCUCGGUAGAAUUAUCAAUCGUUUCGCCAAGGAUCAGAUGGUCAUCGAUGAAUCCAUUAGCAGAACUCUCGCGGUCUCGCCAUUUGUUAUUCUAGCAAUGAUUCCGAUUGCCGCUCUCUUUUAUUAUAUUCAGAGAUACUAUCUCAACAGCUCUCGUGAGUUGACUCGUCUCGAAUCGAUUUCACGUUCGCCAAUCUACUCUCACUUUGGUGAAACACUCUCUGGUGUCUCUACUAUCCGUGCUUUCGGUGAAACCACAAGAUUCGUUGAGGAGAACGAACGUCUAUUGGAUGAGAACCAAAAGUGUUACUAUAUCAAUACCAGUGCCAACAGAUGGUUGGCUCUUCGUUUAGAGUUCCUCGGUGCUUGCAUUGUAACCUGCACUGUUUUGUAUGCAGUUUUGGCAUCGAUUGGUCAUCAUAUUGAAGCCGGUACCGCUGGUUUGGUCAUCACCUAUGCACUCGCCAUCACCUCCAACAUGAAUUGGAUGGUCAGAAUGUCGUGUGAUAUGGAAAACUCUGUCGUAUCUGUCGAGAGAAUUCAAGAGUACACAAUGCUUCCAAGCGAAGCUGCACUACACAACGACAAGAGAAUCUCAAGCAACUGGCCAGAUCAAGGUGCCAUCGUAUUCCGUAAUCUCUGGCUCGCCUACAGAGAGGGAUUGGACCCAGUUCUCCGUGGUAUCAAUUGUCGUAUCGAACCAAAGAACAAGAUUGGUAUCGUCGGUAGAACCGGUGCCGGUAAAUCGUCUUUGACUCAAGCUUUGUUCAGAUUGGUCGAACCACUCGACGGAACCAUCGAAAUCGACGGAAUCAACAUCCGUGAGUUGGGAUUGAACGAUCUACGUAGUCGUAUAGCCAUCAUUCCACAGGACCCAGUACUGUUUGCCGGUACCGUUCGUAGCAAUCUCGACCCGUUCAACAAAUACACCGAUCUACAGAUCUGGGAGUCGUUGGAGCGUGCUCACUUAAAGACAGCCAUCCAAGAGUUGACUGGUGGAAUCGAUUCGCCAGUACAAGAGAACGGUGAGAACUUCUCAGUUGGACAACGUCAGUUGCUCUGUAUGGGUAGAGCGUUACUCAAGCGAGCAAAGAUCAUCGUACUCGACGAAGCAACUGCCGCCAUCGAUAUCGAAACCGACGCACUCAUUCAAAAGACCAUCAGAACAGAGUUUGCUGAUUGCACAGUACUUACCAUUGCUCACAGAAUCAACACCAUCAUCGACAGUGACAAAGUUAUGGUUUUGGAUAAAGGUGAGCUGAUUGAAUUCGAUUCACCAGAUGUAUUGAGAAACCGUACCACAAUGCCAUAUCCGACUAGCACUGCCGGUCUCUUGAUUCUACAGGGUCAAUACGAACACUACAACAUCUCGAAGCGAUUCCUCGAGAGAUUCCCUGGUUAUUUCCAACCAUACCAACCCUAUUUGUACGAUGUCUCUGCUACCUAUGUCAGUAGAACAGGUAUCAGUGCCGGUGCAUUCACCUACGGUCUAUUCGAAGAUAUGGGUGAACUCGGACCACAAAAAUUCCAACCGGUGUUCAUUGAGAUGCAAUCGGCCGAUCAAGACUACCUCCUUCGAUUCUUUGAUACUUGUCAAUCGUAUACUGAUCUGGAGAAUAGCAACUAUAUCAACGCGGACCAAAAGAAUGAAUACAUCAGUACUACAUUCCCAACUAUCGCAAACGAUAUCGCUACGAAGCUCGGAUUGCAAGAUAUCUGGGAGCCAACAUCUUCAUUGGUUUCCACCAUUUUCUCAGCAUGUUCCUAUGAUUUAUCGAUUCUUGGUGUAACCGAUCAUUGGUGCAGUCUCUUCAACGAACAAGAUAUCCUACAAUGGGAAUACGCAGAGGAUUUAUCAAACUACUGGCAAAAGAGUUAUGGUCAUAAACAAAAUUAUAUUAUUAGUUCUGUUUUAUUCCAAGAUAUGAUAAAUGGAUUUGAUACUUACAUUAAUGAUACAGAGACUUAUAAUGCAACAAAUGUAUUGAGAUUUGGUCAUGCCGAAACUAUUAUACCUUUUAUUUCAUUGUUGGGACUAUAUAAGGAUCCAUAUCCAUUACUUGCAAACCUCACACAAGAGCAAAUCAACAACCGAACAUGGAGAUCCAGCGUAAUUUCACCUUAUGCUGCUAACGUUGCUUUGUUACUCUACCAAUGUAACGAUAAUACCUUUAAGAUUAGAGUUGAUCAUAAUGAAGUUGGUGUUCAAAUACCUGGUUGUGAUAAUAUCUAUUGUGACUAUAAUCAAUUUAAAUCAGUAUUUACUGAAGCACUAUCAUUUAAUUGGACAACUUAUUGUAAUGUCCAAAGUAACAACAUCAACUCUGAUAAAAGUCAAGUAGAGAGUUUGAAGAUAUUCCUUGGUGUCUUUGUACCGAUUUCCCUACUAGUCGGAUUAAUAGUAGGUAUAGUAAUAACGAAAUUCUAUCUAAGUACACCAGGAAAUAGCUAUUUCCCAUAUAACAAAGUAUCCAAUAGACAAUAA
Molecule: messenger RNA, 5544 nt
Organism: Heterostelium album PN500
Lineage: Eukaryota; Evosea; Eumycetozoa; Acytosteliales; Acytosteliaceae
Gene: abcC8
Product: ABC transporter C family protein
Exons: 7
Coding region: 1-5544 (1847 amino acids)
Biological process (GO): transmembrane transport
Cellular component (GO): membrane
Molecular function (GO): ATP binding; ATP hydrolysis activity; ABC-type transporter activity
Source: RefSeq, a predicted model, not a curated record